AGAAAUCUUAUCCACAAAAAAGAGGACACAAAUUAAUUGGCCUUUCUCUGAAAAUUUUCCAAAAACCCAAGAAAACUACAAAGAAAGCCUUCAAAGUUCAAACCCCAAAAAUCAAAAUUCAAUUAACCAUGGCAUCAACAUCCUCAUACAUGGCCUUAACUAAAUUCUCAAUGUUUGGCAGGACAGGUGGGAAAACAGAGAUGAGAAAGAGAAAUCACGUGUUCUCCAUUUCAGCUCAGCAAAAAACUGGAGUUCAAGAACCACAGGAAGUGAAAGUACCAGAAGAGCCAGAGAAGAAGCAACCAGAGACAUACAAGCAGCCACUAAGACCAGUUGAACCACAAGUGAAUGUGGAGAGCAAGAACAUGAGCGUAGAGUAUGGAGGGCAGUGGCUCAGCAGUGUCACCCGGCACGUCAGGAUUUACGCGGCCUACAUUGAUCCGGUCACCUGCGCAUUUGAUCAAACGCAGAUGGAUAAACUGACCCUCAUUCUUGAUCCAACCAAUGAAUUCGAGUGGACAAGUGAAACUUGCAACAAAGUUUACGGUUACUUCCAAGAGCUAGUUGAUCACUAUGAGGGUGCACCAUUGACAGAAUACACGCUCCGUCUAAUCGGAUCGGACAUAGAGCACUACAUUCGGAAGCUGCUGUAUGAUGGGGAAAUCAGAUACAACAUGAAUGCAAGGGUGCUCAACUUCAGCAUGGGGAAACCACGCAUUGGAUUUAAUUACAGUGAUGACCAAAUUCAAGAUGUAAACCAACAAGCUUGAGAACCAAAAUGUCAAACCUUAGGGACACAAAACACAGAGUGGCAAUAAAGUUUGAGGGUUGUAACAUGUCAGUAAUAUGAGUACAUCAACUUCAAUGGUAGUAUGUGCAUUACAAGUGAUCCAAGGUUGCAGACUUGCAUUAUGUACAUAAAUACCUUUAGUCAAUUAGUUGACACCUGAUCAAAUUUUCAAACAAUUUAUCUAAUUUCCAGUUUCAAA
Cornus florida is the source of this 989-nucleotide messenger RNA. Its product is annotated as NAD(P)H-quinone oxidoreductase subunit M, chloroplastic. The record is from RefSeq and is a predicted model, not a curated record. Lineage: Eukaryota; Viridiplantae; Streptophyta; Magnoliopsida; Cornales; Cornaceae. The transcript is spliced from 2 exons. Bases 129 to 770 code for a protein of 213 amino acids. Gene Ontology annotation, molecular function: oxidoreductase activity, acting on NAD(P)H, quinone or similar compound as acceptor.